Molecule: messenger RNA, 777 nt
Organism: Phytophthora sojae
Lineage: Eukaryota; Oomycota; Peronosporomycetes; Peronosporales; Peronosporaceae
Product: serine protease trypsin-like protein
Exons: 1
Coding region: 1-777 (258 amino acids)
Biological process (GO): proteolysis
Molecular function (GO): serine-type endopeptidase activity
Source: RefSeq, a predicted model, not a curated record
AUGAAGGUUAUCUCGACCCUCGUCUCCGCGUCCCUCCUCAUCGGCUCCGUGUCGGCCAUUCUCGGCGGCCAGAAGGUCCCGCAGGGCUCCAAGACGUACGUGACCGGACUCCGCUCCACCGUCGACCCCAAGUCCCCCGACGACUUCAGCUUCUGCGGCGGCGCGCUGAUCUCCCCCACCCACGUGCUCACGACCGCGUCGUGCACGACCACGGCCUCGGCCAACUUCGUGUCGGUGGGCGCGCACUACAUCAACGGCGGCGAGGACGGCGACGAGAUCAAGGUCGUCAAGGUACAGAACCACCCGCACUUCAACAAGGACACGCUGGCCAACGACUUUUCCGUGCUGACGCUGGCCAAGCCGAGCAAGUACAAGCCCGUGAAGCUGCCGGCCCCGGGUGGCGCGGACAUUCGCAGCGGCACGUGGUCGACGGCCAUGGGCUGGGGCCUCACUUCUGCCCCUCCUGACGGCAUGGGCGCUGAGGAGCUGCAGGCCCUGAGCCAGCAGGUCAUCAGCAACGACGCCUGCCGCAAGGCGCUCAAGGCCAACACCAUCGAUAUGUCGCACGUGUGCGCCGGUGGCGUGAAGGGCAAGUCCCCGUGCCAGGGCGACACCGGCGGCCCGUUCAUCAAGGAGAACGGCCGUGGUGACGCCGACGACAUUCUGAUCGGCCUCGUGAGCGGCGGCAGCUGCGGCGAGACCACCCCUGCCAUCUACUCGCGCGUGUCGUCCGCACUGCCGUGGAUCAACCAGGCCAUGAAGGUCAAGGCCAAGUAA